CCGAGGUGGGGCAAACAUGGGUCUUUUUGGGCCAAUGACGGGAGGCAAAGUGGGGCUUGCAUUGGUGGCAAAUUAUGUGAGCACCUCUUGGGCGAUCUCGCGAAGCGUGUGCACAGCUCCGACCGCCAUGGCCACGACCGAUCGCUUGUUUCGGUCCAUUGAGCUCAAGGAGCAAGAGCGCCACGCCCCCAAUUGUGCUACAUCAUGGGGACGAGUGCUGGAUGCAGGCACAGGCGACCAUUCGUUGAACUGGCUCAAGUCGCUCCCCAUUGAUUCGAUCGUGGCGGUCACGGGCGACAUAGCGCGCUCGGUAUCACUGCGCAAGACGUUCCCCGAAAAGCACAUCGAAAUCCUCGCAGGGAAUUGGAACAAUCCCUCCUUCUUGGAAGGCCAAGUGUUUGACGUGGUCAUUGCGGACUACCUCGUGGGAGCCAUCGAAGGCCACGCACCGUACUACCAAGACCAGAUCUUUCACCGCCUCUUUCCCCAUGUAGCUGACGGCGGCCGACUAUACAUUGUCGGUUUGCAACCCAUCAUGAUGAGCUUGGACCCGUCCAAGACGAAAAGUAACCAGGAGAAGCUCGUGCUCGAGAUGCAACGCGUGCGCGAUGCAUGCAUUCUUCUAGCCGGCCACCGCCCGUACCGCGAAUUUCCUUUGGAUUGGAUCUUGCGUCAAGCUGUGCAAGCAGGUUUUUACGUGGAGUCCCACACGACGUUCGCGAACAAGUACUCGGCGUCGAUGAUCAUGCGGCAAAUUGCCGUCGGUCGCAACAAGCUGUCGCUCUUCUUGGACCAGAGCGUGGCCAAGAGCAUGGAGAGUUACUUGGCGAACUUGGACAAGCAAGCUGUGGACGCAACGAAGGACGGGUCGUUUGAGUUCGGUUACGAUUACGUAGUGACGGCGUUGAAGCCGUAGUGAAUUGAGUUUUUUCACCAGGAAGGAGACCAUGCUAUCUCAACACGAGUGGAGCACUGCCCGUGGUGGUCAAGAGCAUGUCGAG
This is a messenger RNA of Aphanomyces invadans, 1001 nucleotides long. RefSeq lists its product as hypothetical. The record is from RefSeq and is a predicted model, not a curated record. NCBI's taxonomy places the organism in Eukaryota, Oomycota, Saprolegniomycetes, Saprolegniales, Verrucalvaceae. The transcript has a single exon. The coding region runs from base 17 to 916 and encodes 299 amino acids.